Messenger RNA from Parastagonospora nodorum SN15, 436 nucleotides. RefSeq lists its product as hypothetical. NCBI's taxonomy places the organism in Eukaryota, Fungi, Ascomycota, Dothideomycetes, Pleosporales, Phaeosphaeriaceae. The record is from RefSeq and is a predicted model, not a curated record. The transcript is spliced from 3 exons. Bases 74 to 304 code for a protein of 76 amino acids.
CAAGUUUACAUCGAUUUCUAAAUCUUGCUCAACUCCACCAAACUAUCAACACCAACUCAACACCACCUCCAAGAUGACUUGCUGCGGACGUAACAACGGCACCUGCGUGUGCGCCCAGGAGGCUACAUGCUCCUGCGGAAAGCAGCCUGCACUUCAGUGCACCUGCGACAAGGCCACCACCGAGAACAAGCUCCCAACCAGCACCUGCGCCUGCGGAAAGCGAGCUGAGGACGCAUGCAACUGCAGCCGUAGCAGCGACAACGGCUCGUCGGCACUUGAGACGGACUUCACUAGCAAGAAAUAGAGGGAGAUUGGGUUGGAGGCGGAGAAAGAUCGGGAUGAUACCAGUUUGAGCAUUGGGUGGGUGUUUGGGUGUUUGUGAGGGUCUCUAUCAGUUGAUGGUUAGGCAUGCUUUGAAUCAACACAUUAACAUCAA